Molecule: messenger RNA, 1506 nt
Organism: Pedinophyceae sp. YPF-701
Lineage: Eukaryota; Viridiplantae; Chlorophyta; Pedinophyceae
Source: the annotation of a GenBank genome assembly
AUGGAGGCUCGCAAGGCGGGCUACGGCCCGCUGCCCGGGAUGGUGAACCCGUCCUUCCUGACGCAGAACACCGGCGUGCCCGUCGCCAACAACUUGCAGUCGUACACCGUCGGCGCCAGGGGCCCGGUGCUGCUGGAGGACACGCACCUCAUCGAGAAGAUCGCGCAGUUCGACCGCGAGCGCAUUCCUGAGCGCGUCGUGCACGCGCGCGGCGCCUCGGCCAAGGGCUACUUUGAGGUGACGCACGACGUCACUGACCUGUCCUGCGCUGAGGUCUUCCGCGGCGUGGGCCACCGCACGCCCGUGAUUGUGCGCUUCUCGACCGUGAUCCACGAGCGAGGAUCUCCGGAGACCCUCCGCGACCCGCGCGGGUUCGCCGUCAAGUUCUACACGAACGAGGGCAACUGGGACCUCGUGGGCAACAACCUCCCCGUGUUCUUCAUCCGCGACGGCAUCAAGUUCCCCGACAUGGUCCACGCGCUCAAGCCCAACCCCAAGAGCAACCUCCAGGAGGGUUGGCGCAUCCUCGACUUUUUCAGCCACCACCCGGAGUCGUGCAACAUGCUCACCUUCCUCCUCGACGACCUCGGGAUCCCCUCGGACUACCGCCACAUGGACGGCGCGGGCGUGCACACGUACAAGCUCCUCAGCAAGGCCGGCCGCGAGACGCUGGUGCGCUUCCACUGGAAGACGAAGCAGGGCGUCGCGUGCCUGGACGACGCCGACGCCGCGGUCGUCGGCGGCAAGGACCACUCGCACGCCACGCGGGACCUGUACUCCUCCAUCGAGCGGGGGGAGUAUCCCGAGUGGACGCUCUGCGUGCAGUGCAUGGACCCGGCCGACGAGAUGUCGUUCGGGUUCGACCCGCUCGACGCGACCAAGGAGUGGCCCGAGGCGACCUUCCCGAUGCGCCCGAUCGGGCGGAUGGUGCUCGACAAGAACGUGGACAACUUUUUCGCGGAAAACGAACAGCUCGCCUUCUGCCCCGCCAACAUCGUGCCGGGCAUCGGGUACUCGGACGACAAGCUCCUGCAGUCGCGCAUCUUCAGCUACGCCGACACGCAGCGGUACCGUCUGGGCGCGAACUACCUCAUGCUGCCGGCCAACGCGCCGCGCUGCCCCUUCUCGCACAACCACCACGAGGGCGCGAUGAACCACCGCGUGCGGCAGGGCGAGGUCAACUACCAGCCCUCGCGCAUCGACGCCCCCGAGCACGCCCCGGCGUUCCCGGUCAGCCAGGCGGUGAUGUCGGGCCCCCGCGUGAAGCAGUCGCUCCCCAAGGAAAACAACUUCCAGCAGCCGGGCGAGCGGUUCCGGUCGUGGGACCGCGCGCGGCAGGAGCGCUUCAUCGGGCGGUUCUGCGAGUGGGCGUGCGACCCGCGCACGCCGGCCGCCGUCCGCGAGAUCUGGGUCGGGUACUGGACGCAGUGCGACCGCGACCUGGGGCGGCGCAUUGCGGAGCGCGUGCGCGGCGCGAGCAUGAUGCGGCCCGUGUCGGGAAUGUAG